AUGAAGAACGGCACUUCAUCUUCUGACUUUAUUCUGUUGGGACUUCUGGUGAACAACCAGGUUACAGGCAUUGUCUUCACUGUUAUUCUUGCUAUUUUCAUAGUGGCUGUAACUGCAAAUUUGGUCAUGAUCCUUUUAAUUCAGGUGGACUCCCGCCUCCACACGCCCAUGUACUUUCUGCUCAGCCAGUUGUCCAUCAUGGACACCCUCUUUAUUUGUACCACUGUCCCGAAGCUCCUUGUUGAUUUGAUGUCCCAAGAGAAGACCAUUUCCUUUGUGGCCUGCGGCAUCCAGAUUUUUCUCUACUUGACGAUGAUUGGCUCAGAGUUCUUCCUUCUGGGCCUCAUGGCCUACGACCGCUAUGUGGCUGUCUGUAACCCUCUUAGGUAUCCAGUCCUGAUGAACCGCAAGGUAUGUCUCCUUCUGGCUGCUGGUGCUUGGUUUGGUGGGUCCCUUGAUGGAUUUUUGCUCACCCCCAUUACUAUGAAUGUCCCCUAUUGUGGCUCCCGUAGCAUCAACCAUUUCUUCUGUGAGAUCCCUGCAGUUCUCAGACUGGCCUGUGCAGACACAUCCUUGUAUGAAACACUGAUGUAUAUCUGCUGUGUACUCAUGCUCCUUAUCCCUAUCUCUAUAAUCUCCACUUCCUAUUCUCUCAUUUUGUUAACUGUGCACCGAAUGCGCUCUACAGAAGGCCGGAAAAAAGCCUUUACCACUUGUUCAUCCCACUUGACUGUUGUCAGCAUUUUCUAUGGGGCGGCCUUCUACACAUAUGUGUUGCCCCAGUCAUUUCACACCCCUGAGAAGGACAAGGUAGUGUCAGCCUUCUAUACUAUCGUCACACCCAUGCUCAAUCCUCUGAUCUACAGUCUACGAAACAAAGAUGUAAUGGGAGCAUUUAAAAAGAUAUUUGCUCGAUGCUGUUCUGCUCAGAAAGUAGCCACAAAUGAUGCAUAG
This is a messenger RNA of Echinops telfairi (small Madagascar hedgehog), 954 nucleotides long. RefSeq names its product olfactory receptor 2T11. The record is from RefSeq and is a predicted model, not a curated record. Gene Ontology annotation, biological process: G protein-coupled receptor signaling pathway. Gene Ontology annotation, molecular function: G protein-coupled receptor activity; olfactory receptor activity. Bases 1 to 954 code for a protein of 317 amino acids. The transcript has a single exon. Gene Ontology annotation, cellular component: membrane. Lineage: Eukaryota; Metazoa; Chordata; Mammalia; Afrosoricida; Tenrecidae.